UUGCGGACCGUGGCCCUAAUAAACGUAAGGUUAAAAUGAGGGCCAUAGCCGAAGAUCUUUUCGACGAGGCAGACACUGGCGAUUCCGAUUAUAAAUUUGUCAACGAAGACAGCAGUGGCCAAGACGACAUUAAUAGCGAUACUGACGACACUGUUGUUAGUGAUAAACACUUUAGCACCACCGUUAAUGAGCCUGCCGAAAUUUCUGAUGCCGACUUUGCCGACAUAGACAAUGAGCCUACACCUGAAGAAAAUAAUGAAGAAAAAAUUAGAGAAUUUUUGAAAAAAUGGAAACUCGACGAUCCGGGUGUUUGUUGUAUAUGUCUUGAAAACUCGACAACUGAAGAUAACAUGCUAGUAUAUUGUGAUGGAGAUGAUUGUGAGGUUGUUUGUCAUCAGGAAUGCUAUGGAAUUGUACAUUUACCAGCUACUGAUGAACCUUGGUAUUGCGAUAAGUGUUUGGCAAAGCCUGGUGAAACUGUGACAUGCGCACUUUGUCCUAAACAAAGUGGCGCAUUUCGUAGAAUGAAGGAUGGAGAUAAAGCUGGGACCUGGGUUCACCUCGUAUGUGCACUCUGGAUGCCUGGUAUGUGGAUUGGGAAAACAGCAGAAAUGAGCGAGAUUACAAUAGAAAUAAUUGAUCAAAAAAAUUGGAACAAG
Dentiscutata heterogama is the source of this 659-nucleotide messenger RNA. Lineage: Eukaryota; Fungi; Glomeromycota; Glomeromycetes; Diversisporales; Gigasporaceae. The record is from the annotation of a GenBank genome assembly.